AUGAGCCAAAUCCAGAAGGCGUUUGACAAGUACAAAACGAUUGGGAAAUCCGGCCACGGUUCAAUUAAAAGUGAAGAGCAGAUUGGAUCGUUUUGUUUAGCGUUAGGUUUAGACCAAGAUGGGUCUGAUUUGUAUGUUUUAGGAUUCAUUGGUGAGUCAAAGAAGUAUGGAUAUUUCAAAGAAAACGACAUAAAGAAAAUAACUAAAGUGUUUAAUAAGGAAGAAGCGCUUCAUGACCAAAUCCAAAACUAUUUCAACAAAAUGGAACGCCCUGAAUACCGAAAUUUCCUUUCAGUUAUAUAUAAAUGGGUGGAUGAAAUGUUAAAAGACAUUCAACACAACGAGCCUCUUCCCAAAAAAGAAAAUUUGAAAAUUUCCAAACCAGUCUUUUUAGAAGGGCGGACUGAAAUGAUUCAAAUCCUUCCUGACUUACUCGACGCUAUUAUACAAACUAAACUCAAAACAGAUCUUUUCGAGAACUUCGUUUACUUCAUCACUAAUGUGAGAUGUCGAAGACUUUUGACCUUCGAUGAAUUCACUUCUAUAGUCGACUUCUUGACUCAAUUUAAGACACUUUCAUAUGCGGCGCAUUCGACUGACGACACCACUUCGUUACCUUUAUUAUAUGAUGACUUCGUCGUCUUCAUCCAGACUAAGAAGAAGUGA
Messenger RNA from Entamoeba invadens IP1, 666 nucleotides. RefSeq lists its product as hypothetical. Bases 1 to 666 code for a protein of 221 amino acids. Lineage: Eukaryota; Evosea; Mastigamoebida; Endamoebidae. The transcript has a single exon. The record is from RefSeq and is a predicted model, not a curated record.